UGCGCUUCGUCGUGAAUUGAUAACGGUACGCGCGGUUUCUCCGGCAUGUCUGUGCAUGAACAGUGCGAAGAAGCUCGUAAAGAUUUCUCCCGCGGUGUCCCGGUGUUCGUUUAGUUGGGCCUCGAUCGUCGGCGAGGAACGUUCCUUCGACGAGAGUAUUCAAGCCCUUUUCGUCGGCAAAAAAUAAUCAUUCAAACACGUGGUAUUGGAAUGGACCGAACUCGACUGGGCUACGUGACAGCAUUGGCUGUGGGUGCUGGAUCCGCAUUCUUCGUGUUUUGGUGGUUAUGGUCGCGCAAGCAGAAGGCUGGACCACCCUCAAAAUGGCGCAAAGUCGGUGAGAUCAGCGAUUUGAUGGUGUUUCCGGUCAAAUCGCUCGGCCCCAUAAGAGAAAAUUCGUUGGAGUGUACUCUCCUCGGACUCAAGUCCGGCUGGCUCCGGGAUCGUACGUUGAUGGUCAUCGAUCUCGAUGGAAAAUUCAAAACGGCGAGACAAUAUCCGAGGAUGGUGCAGAUAUCGCCGAGCGUGGCUGGAUCGGUAUUGACUCUCCGUGCGCCUGGCAUGAUGUCGAUAAGCAUUGAUUUGGCGCAUUUGAAGAGCAAAAAUUUCCAGGCUACCGUUUGGGGACAAUCGGUCACGGCCCGAGACUGCGGCGAAGAAAUAGCGCGCUGGCUGUCCCGUUUUCUUCUCCAAGAAGACGACGGUCUCAGACUCGUCUAUUAUCCGUUAGAUCGACCGUCGCGAGAAGUUCGAAAGAAUAACGAAGCUUUCCCCCUGAUCGAGCCCGCCGAUGCGGGCGCUUAUCCGGACGCGACAAGCUACAUGCUCAUCAACGAAGCGUCCAUUUCCGACCUCAAUACUCGCGUCGAAGAUCCCGUGACUCCACAACAUUUCCGACCCAAUUUCGUCGUCCGAGGGGCACCGGCACUCGAGGAAGACGAGUGGGAUUGGAUCAAAAUUGGAAGCGUCAUUUUUCGCAACGUCAAACCUUGUACUCGUUGCAUCUUCACCACAAUCGAUCCAGAGACUGCCGUCAAGCAUCCUAAAAUGGAACCCCUCAAAACUCUCAAAAAGUACCGACUGAUAGAGGAUCCUGUGCUGAGACCGUACACCGGGGACAGUCCGGUGAUGGGUAUCCAUUUGGGCCUGAAAGGGCCAAACGGAACGGUCCGAUUGGGGGAUCCGGUGUACGUUGGUGUGUCCGAGGUCACGGAGGAAGCUCCUUUGGUUUCGCCACCGUAGCUAAGACGUUGGGAUUCGUGCGAGUGUCACGCGAAUCCUGGCGAGUGCUCGUGGGCUUUCGGUAAAAGUAUGAGUCCCGAUUCCGGUGAGCCCGGUAAAUAAUCAACGAAUAACGAACUUAAUUACGACAUCGAAUGCCUCAACGAAUCACGUGAUUUCCAAUGAUAUAAACGAGCAUUUUUUUAUUAUUUUUAUAUAUAUAUAUAUAUAUCUAUAUAACUCCAGUUCGAUUAUACAAAUAAAUAUAUAUUUAUACACCCCA
Venturia canescens is the source of this 1504-nucleotide messenger RNA. RefSeq names its product mitochondrial amidoxime reducing component 2-like. The transcript is spliced from 5 exons. Gene Ontology annotation, molecular function: catalytic activity; pyridoxal phosphate binding; molybdenum ion binding. Lineage: Eukaryota; Metazoa; Arthropoda; Insecta; Hymenoptera; Ichneumonidae. Bases 211 to 1242 code for a protein of 343 amino acids. The record is from RefSeq and is a predicted model, not a curated record.